GAAUCACAAUCAGAUUAUAUAUAUUCCACAGAUGAUAUGAAAACAAAUAAAUACAUUUAGACCACUUAACUAUUGAUUGCUAUUGGGACGUGAAGAGACUUUCAGCCAGCAUGUUUCUGAACCAAAUCACCUACCCUGCCUUUAUUUUGGGUGUUUUUCAAAAGGAUUCAUCAUGUGUGAAAUGUAUAAAAUGAGGUAAAAUUAUAUGAAACCUCUCCAGGUUUCUCUAAGGGUGCAUAAAGGAGUGCUUUCAGUGAUGAAUGUCCAGGAAGGAGAGCAGGUGGAGGGCCAGAAUGAGCAACAUCUGAACAUCUCAUCCAGCAGCCUCCAACAGCUCAACGACCUGCUGAGCAGACUGACCUACACCAGCACCAUCUACCACAUCAAGACCGAAGACCUCGCGUACUUCUCUUUUGAGAAUCAUGAGGUCAUAUUCCCGAUUGAGAUCAGACGUUUGUCAGUUCCUGUUCUGUUUGACCCAGGAAAAGAUGUGAACUCUCAGGUGACUGUGCUAAUUAAAGCAUUUCUGCGUUACAAAGAACUAAACGUCCUCAUCAACAGUAUCCGUCUGAACUACCCAAAAAUAAAGAUCAUUGUUGCUGAUGACAGUCUGAACCCAGAGAAGGUGGUCGGUGACAAUAUAGAGCACUACAUAAUGCCCCCAGCACAGGGCUGGUUUGCAGGAAGAAAUCUGGCAGUGUCGCAGGUCACCACUAAAUACUUCCUGUGGGUGGAUGAUGACUUUGUGUUUCUCAAUGAGACACGCAUUGAGAGCUUUGUGAACAUUAUGGAAGCCGUUCCUGAACUAGAUGUGGUUGGUGGUCAGGUAGAAAGAAAUCAGUUUGCUUUCCAGCUGAAAUACGAGGAAGGGAACAGCGAGGAAGGCGGCUGUAUCACGCGUGUCUCUCGUACCCAUGCGCCCCUGCCGGGUUUCAACGGCUGCUUCUUUGCAGAUGGAGUCGUCAACUACUUCCUGGGCCGGACGGAGGCUGUGCGGAGGGUCAGUUUUGACCCGUUCCUCAAAAGAGUGGCUCACACUGAAUUCUUUGUUGACGGGCUUGGACAUUUAUUAGUUGCCACCUGUAAAGGUCUCAUGAUUGGUCAUCAAAAACAUGGUUCCACAAACAACUACGGUUCCUACAGGCACCCUCCCAAAAGUGAUUCACAGGCGAAAAUGACCCACCAUUUUUUCAAGAACCAUCUGAAAUGCAUCAAAUACUAAGGAGCAUAUGAGGUGAAACAUGCCAUUCCUCACACCUCAUUAAUCAUUGGAUUUUUACAUUUUUUAUUUACUCUACAAAUCAAAGGUUUGGAUCUACUUAUUCACAUGAAAGCUUUUUUUCUUUUUUUACCAUGGAAUAACAAUUUAGCUAC
Messenger RNA from Carassius carassius (crucian carp), 1374 nucleotides. RefSeq names its product beta-1,4 N-acetylgalactosaminyltransferase 2-like. NCBI's taxonomy places the organism in Eukaryota, Metazoa, Chordata, Actinopteri, Cypriniformes, Cyprinidae. The transcript is spliced from 6 exons. Bases 206 to 1222 code for a protein of 338 amino acids. Gene Ontology annotation, biological process: UDP-N-acetylglucosamine metabolic process; UDP-N-acetylgalactosamine metabolic process. The record is from RefSeq and is a predicted model, not a curated record.